AUGACCACGAAGUUCAAUGCGCUCGAGCUUCAACCCAUGCUGCAACGAUCGACACGCUUUCGAUGGGGCCAUGUCUCCCUGCCACUGUUAGCCUUGGUGGCGCUCAUGAUGGUGUGUCCAUGCCACUGCGUCGACCCAUCCAUCGCUAUCGACCAAACGUCAUCGGAAGUCCUUGUACAAGUUCGAACGCAAAGCCCCAUCAUUGGCGUGCAUUCGCACCAAGACCAGACCUCUGGGGAUGAGUUCAUUGCGGCGUCGUACAUCAAUUGUAUUGAAAGUGCCGGAGGCAGGGCGGCAGACCUGAUUCGCCUCGUGGCCAGCGUGAACGGUAUCCUUUUCCCAGGCGGCGACCCAGAGCCGAGCCCCACCGCGGCGUUUCUGUACGCCCGCGCGCUCGAUCUAAAUCGAAAUGGCACGUACAUCUCGUUGUGGGGAGCGUGCUUGGCCUUUGAGUGGCUGGUGCAGCUCCACACAGGAGACCUCCGCAUCCUCGACAACACGCAGAAGUUGAGCUUGACAUUGAACCUGUAA
Messenger RNA from Aphanomyces astaci, 531 nucleotides. RefSeq lists its product as hypothetical. Gene Ontology annotation, biological process: tetrahydrofolylpolyglutamate metabolic process. Lineage: Eukaryota; Oomycota; Saprolegniomycetes; Saprolegniales; Verrucalvaceae. The record is from RefSeq and is a predicted model, not a curated record. The transcript is spliced from 3 exons. Bases 1 to 531 code for a protein of 176 amino acids. Gene Ontology annotation, molecular function: gamma-glutamyl-peptidase activity. Gene Ontology annotation, cellular component: vacuole.